AUGUACAACCUCAAGAUGCUCAUCGCCACUUUCGCCAUGGCCAUGGUCGUGUCCAAUGUCGCUGCCGACGCUGUCAAUGGCCUCGUCCGUCGUGCAGAGACCGUCACCGUCACCACCACCGUCUACCCCGCUGGUUGUUCCGCCCCUGCUCCCGGCGCCGCUAGCAACACUGCUCCUGCCGGUCCUCCUGCCGCUACUACUGGCGAGGCUCCUGCUGGUACCGCUCCUGCUGGCACCGCUCCUGCUGGCACCGCUCCCGCUGGCACUGCUCCUGCCGAGACCGGCCCCGCCGCCUCUGGCACCCCGGGCGGCCCUGAGGUUCCCGCUUCGUCUGCUGUGCCCAGUGGUCCCGCUGGUGCUCCCCCUGCCGAGACUACUGGUGUUCCCGCCUCCCCGACCGCUGCUGUGUCUUCUGGCGUCUCUGCUAGCACUCCUUCUACGCCCAAGACCAGCGCUUCCGCCAGUGCUUCCGAGUCUAGCCCCGCCAGUUCCGCAGUCGAAUCUGCUAGCGCCUCAUCCACGGUCGCCCCGAGCAACGACGCCGCCCCGAAGACAUUCAACUCUGCCCUUGCUGGCCUCGUCGCAGCUGGCAUGAUCGUGGUCAUGGUCUAA
Messenger RNA from Aplosporella prunicola CBS 121167, 612 nucleotides. RefSeq lists its product as uncharacterized. The transcript has 2 exons. Lineage: Eukaryota; Fungi; Ascomycota; Dothideomycetes; Botryosphaeriales; Aplosporellaceae. The coding region runs from base 1 to 612 and encodes 203 amino acids. The record is from RefSeq and is a predicted model, not a curated record.